AUGACAGGUCCAGGUCAGGAUUCACAGAGACUGUCUGUGAAAACAUGGACGGAGGAGGAGAGCGACCGAGCAGACAGCACACCGAGCAGAGCUCAGUCGAUGUGUGACGAUACGUCGUCAGAGCUUCAGAGAAUGGCGGCCAAUGACAGAAGAGAUAACUCCCAGACUUCUCUCCGUGGGCGUGGUGCUCUGUCCAGGAUCGUCAACAUGGUGAUGACACUCAGAGAGUGGGCUCAGAAGAGUCUGACAGAGGAGACGGAGCGGCCCGAUUCCUUCUUGGAGCGUUUCAGAGGCCCCACCAACCUGGACCAACAAGCCCCGCCCAGCAGGUUCAGCCAUACCGGCUCUGAUGUGGAUCACGAAAUCAGACGCUCCAGACGCAAGAGGAGGAAGUUUAACCUGGUGGUCUUGUCUCCUUCUGAUGACGCGUACUACCAUUGGCUGAUGGGGAUCGGAGCGGCGGUCUUCUAUAACUGGACCCUCCUUGUUGUCAGGGCCUGUUUUGAUGAGCUCCAGAUGGGUAGUGUGUUGGUGUGGAUGGUUCUGGACUACCUCUGUGAUGGAGUCUAUAUUCUGGAUAUAGCCGUUCGUCUUCACACAGGUUUCUUGGAUCAAGGCUUGAUGGUGAAGGACGUGCGUCGUCUCAGAGAAACCUACGUCAGAACCUGGCAGUCUAAGCUCGACAUCUGCUCCAUCCUUCCCACCGACCUCCUCUACCUGUCCGUGGGAAUCAGCUACACUCCCCUCCUAAGAUUUAACCGCCUGCUCCGCCUGCCUCGCCUCUUUGAGCUCUUUGAACGCACCGAGACACGGACGAGCUACCCCAAUGCUUUCCGCAUCUGUAAACUGGUUCUCUACAUCCUGGUCAUCAUCCACUGGAACGCCUGUGUCUACUACAGCUUCUCCAAGGUCCUGGGACUAGGCUCAGACUCCUGGGUCUAUCCCAAUGCCUCAGACCCUGAGUUUGGCUCUCUGACCAGGAGCUACAUCUACUGUCUGUACUGGUCCACCCUGACCCUGACCACCAUUGGAGAGACCCCUCCUCCAGUCAGAGAUGAGGAAUAUUUGUUCCUUAUCUUUGACUUCCUGGUUGGGGUUCUGAUUUUUGCCUCCAUCGUGGGAAACGUCGGCUCCAUGAUCUCCAACAUGAACGCCACCAGAGCGGCUUUUCAGAGCCGAGUAGACACCCUGAAACACUACAUGCACUUCAGACAUGUCAGCAAGGGGCUGGAGCAGCGCGUCAUCCGCUGGUUUGACUACCUCUGGACCAAUCAGAAGACCAUCGAUGAGCAGGAAGUGCUGAGGAGUCUGCCCAAUAAACUGAGAGCAGAGAUUGCCAUCAACGUUCACCUGGACACUCUAAAGAAGGUACGUAUUUUCCAGGACUGUGAGGCGGGCCUUCUGGUGGAGUUAGUGUUAAAGCUUCGACCACAGGUCUUCAGUCCUGGAGAUUACAUCUGCAGAAAGGGAGAUGUGGGUAAAGAGAUGUACAUCAUCAAAGAUGGGAAGCUGGCCGUGGUGGGGGAGGAUGGAGUCACCCAGUUUGCUGUUCUGACUUCGGGCAGCUGUUUCGGAGAGAUCAGCAUCCUGAACAUCAGUGGCAGCAAGAUGGGGAACCGACGCACGGCCAACAUCCGCAGCCUGGGGUACUCGGACCUCUUCUGCCUGUCCAAACAAGACCUGAUGGAGGCGCUGCAGGAGUUUCCCCACGCCAGGGCCCAGCUAGAGCAGAGGGGGCGGGACAUCCUGCAGAAGGAGGGGCUUCUGGAGGAAAUAAACGUGUCUGCGGGGGAGGAGCUGGAGGAGAAGGUGGAGAGGCUGGAGACCAGUCUGGACCGGCUACAGACUUCUCUGGCCCGUCUUCAGAGUGAGUUUAACUCCUCCCAGCUCCGUCUGAAACAGCGAAUCACAACGCUGGAACACAACACCUCCACUGCUGUGACAGGAAGUGGUUUCCUGUCAGAUGCUGACGGCAACGAGAGCGUUUCUGGAGGAGACGGCAUUCGCAGUGAAAUCAACAUCCGCCUCUGA
Messenger RNA from Cheilinus undulatus (humphead wrasse), 2031 nucleotides. Its product is annotated as cyclic nucleotide-gated olfactory channel-like. Gene Ontology annotation, cellular component: plasma membrane; intracellular cyclic nucleotide activated cation channel complex. NCBI's taxonomy places the organism in Eukaryota, Metazoa, Chordata, Actinopteri, Labriformes, Labridae. The record is from RefSeq and is a predicted model, not a curated record. The coding region runs from base 1 to 2031 and encodes 676 amino acids. Gene Ontology annotation, molecular function: cGMP binding; protein-containing complex binding; intracellularly cGMP-activated cation channel activity. The transcript has 10 exons. Gene Ontology annotation, biological process: monoatomic cation transmembrane transport.